Sesamum indicum (sesame) is the source of this 1862-nucleotide messenger RNA. RefSeq names its product 3-oxoacyl-[acyl-carrier-protein] synthase I, chloroplastic. NCBI's taxonomy places the organism in Eukaryota, Viridiplantae, Streptophyta, Magnoliopsida, Lamiales, Pedaliaceae. Gene Ontology annotation, biological process: fatty acid biosynthetic process. The record is from RefSeq and is a predicted model, not a curated record. Gene Ontology annotation, cellular component: mitochondrion. Gene Ontology annotation, molecular function: 3-oxoacyl-[acyl-carrier-protein] synthase activity.
AGGACACAUUCCCCCAAACUUCAAUCCCUCCAACUCCAAACCCAACCACCUCAACUCCCACAGGGCCACACCACUUUUAACAUUUCCAUCUGAGCACAGCCACAUCGUUCUCAUCGAAAACUCCCAUUCUCCGCUGCUGCCACCAUGCAAUCCCUCCACUCCACCUCCCUCCGCCCUUCCCCCCUCGACCGCCUCCGCCGACCUCGCCGCUCCACCAUCUUUCCGGGAAACAAUGCCAAGCCUCCCCCUCAAAGGCUCCCCUUCAAAGUCUCCUCCUCCGCCGUCACCGCGGCCCCCAAGCGCGAGACUGACCCCAAGAAGCGGGUUGUUAUCACGGGCAUGGGUCUAGUGUCGGUGUUCGGAAACGAUGUGGACGUGUACUACGAGAAGCUGCUGAGUGGGGAGAGCGGCAUCACUCUAAUAGAUAGAUUCGAUGCUUCUAAGUUCCCGACGCGCUUCGGCGGGCAGAUUCGGGGGUUCAAAGCGGAGGGAUACAUUGACGGGAAGAAUGAUCGUAGGUUGGAUGAUUGUUUGAGAUACUGCAUUGUUGCAGGGAAAAAGGCGCUUGAGGGUGCGGAUCUCGGGGGUGACAAGCUUGACAAGAUAGAUAAGAUUCGCGCUGGUGUUCUGAUUGGAACAGGAAUGGGCGGUCUUACGGUUUUCUCCGAUGGUGUUCAGGCUCUAAUAGAGAAAGGUCACAGGAAAAUAACUCCAUUUUUCAUACCUUAUGCCAUCACAAACAUGGCAUCUGCCUUGCUUGCUAUUGAUCUUGGCUUUAUGGGGCCAAAUUAUUCAAUUUCAACUGCUUGUGCUACCUCGAAUUAUUGCUUCUAUGCCGCUGCAAAUCACAUCCGUCGGGGUGAAGCUGAUUUGAUGAUUGCUGGUGGAACUGAAGCUGCUAUUAUUCCCAUUGGAUUGGGUGGUUUUGUUGCAUGCAGAGCUUUGUCUCAAAGAAAUGAUGACCCCCAAACUGCUUCUAGGCCCUGGGACAAAGACCGAGAUGGUUUUGUUAUGGGUGAAGGUGCUGGAGUGUUGGUGCUGGAAAGUUUGGAACAUGCUAUGAAACGAGGGGCACCAAUAAUUGCUGAAUACUUGGGAGGUGCAGUUAAUUGUGAUGCUUAUCAUAUGACUGAUCCUAGAUCUGAUGGACUUGGUGUAUCUUCAUGUAUCCAGAGUGCACUUGAAGAUGCUGGUGUUUCACCUGAGGAGGUGAACUACAUAAACGCCCAUGCAACUUCCACCAUAGUUGGUGAUUUAGCUGAGGUAAAUGCUAUUAAGAAGGUAUUCAAGAACACAUCAGAAAUCAAGAUAAAUGCAACGAAGUCAAUGAUAGGGCACUGUCUUGGUGCUGCUGGUGGUUUAGAAGCUAUUGCAACAGUGAAAGCCAUUACAACGGGCUGGCUUCAUCCUACCAUUAAUCAAUUUAGCGCAGAGCCUUCUGUGGAGUUUGAUACUGUUGCAAAUAAAAAGCAGGAGCAUGAAGUCAAUGUUGCUAUUUCAAAUUCUUUUGGAUUUGGUGGACACAACUCUGUUGUCGCGUUUUCUGCAUUCAAGCCCUGAUCCUGUUCAAAACGAGUCGCUCAUCAGAGAGCUAACUGAGACUCUAUCAGUUGCCUUUUUAUUUUUUUUCACACCGUUAAAUCAAGGCAGGCAUGUAAUUUGUUUAGACUGAUGACUUUUAAGAUCUUAGUUAGAGGACACCAUUGUCACUCGUUAUUUACUUAAACCUCUGAAAAUCAUCAGUUUUGCUGCAUUCUGGCCUAUACCAACAGGCACUAGGAUUUCGUUUCGGCUUUCUAACGUCAUUUGUAUCGGUCCAAAUAUACAUAGCUGCGUCUUCAAUUCAGAAAUUUCUGCAUAUA